Messenger RNA from Rhagoletis zephyria (snowberry fruit fly), 999 nucleotides. RefSeq lists its product as uncharacterized. NCBI's taxonomy places the organism in Eukaryota, Metazoa, Arthropoda, Insecta, Diptera, Tephritidae. The record is from RefSeq and is a predicted model, not a curated record.
UGUGCUUAAAUAAUGACUUUUCGUUAUUAAAUGUCACAACCGAUCAUAAACAAAUUUACAAAAUACAUCGAUUUUUCGCUUUGCUUGAGGCACAUCUCUGACUUCCAGGCAAAAGUUGACAGCAAACGUUAACGAUAGACUUUGACAUUUUGCAUAAGCAAAUUUCUUAAGCAACAUAUUUAAAAAAUGGCUCAUAAAAUCGAAAGCGAAUUUUAUUUUAAAUUAAUAUAUGCUGUUCGCGAUCGCCCGUGUUUAUAUGCGAAAACACACCUACAUUAUUACAACAGAGUUAAACGUAAUGAAGCCUGGCAAGAAGUGGGCGCAGCUACGGGCAGGCCAGGAAGUGACUGCAAAGCGCGCUGGAAGUUGUUACGAGAAAGAUUCUGUAAGCAAAUGAAGAGAGCUGAUGGUUAUUUUUCGUCUGACACAGACCCGUUUAAUGCGCAUGAAUGGGAAUACUAUAAGGAACUGCUAUUUUUAAAGGAAUCUAUUGUACCGCGACGUUCAAGACUUGGUAAGUGCGUACGCUCCAGCUCAGAAGAGCCUGCAAUGAAUGAAGUAUUUAUAAACGUAAAUGCCAUAGCCGAAGAGGACUCCUGCUCGUCACAUUCAAGUUAUUCAAAUUCUUGUGAAAUUCCGAACAAAACGUCAAAGUUCGAUUUAGCGCCAUUGAUAAUUGAACGUGAAACGGACGCAGAUUUAGGCGAUUACGAUAACCCAGAAAAACUGCAAAACAAAAGCGUUAGUACUAAAAGCAGUACACCGGUUAGUGGUGACACAGACAAUACAAUCGAAGAAUUAUUUGUAAAGAAUAUAGCGAAUUUAAUACGAGAUCUGCCGAUAGAAGUGAAGGAUCGUUUCCAGGCUGGCAUGUAUGCGGAAGUGUUCCGUUUACGUGCACAAUAUCGCAACUUCUAGAAUAAGCUAUCUUAAACGCACCUACUUCUUUAAAGGCUGCCUUUCAUUUUCAACUCGCACUUGCAUUCUUAAUUAAUUUUG